GCUCAAAUUAAAAAUAAAGUUUAAGAAUGGCAGAUAACGAACCAUCGGACCGCAAUCAACCGGAAGAAGAUGAAGAUGAUGGAAUUGAUAUUGAAUUUCAAACUGUCCGUGCAAUGAGACUGAAAAUGUUCAGUGAUGCAGUGUGGUCAAUCGUUGCAACAAUAAUGAUUGUUCCCACAAUGCAUCUCGGCAUUACCGAAGAACUCCAUAAAACCACUAAAGAUAUGCAAGAAAUAGUAAAGGAAAUUAUACCUCAAGUUUUUCUUUACCUUCUUGCGUUCUUGAUCAUAUGCUCAACUUGGAAUUGCCAUGUAUGGACGUUUCAAACCAUGAAAAAUGUCACCGAUCUGAGUAUUGUCUUCAAUUUGAUUCUACUUCUUGCUGCAAGCUUUCUGCCGUAUUUCUAUUCUAUGAUGUCACGAUUUCAAACUUGGCAGACGAUUGUUAUUUACAGUUCCAUUCAAAUAUUUAUCGGGCUAAUUCAGUGUGCUCUAGUGCUCCAUGCGUUCUCGUAUCCUGGUAUACUUCGUCCAGCCAUCGAUGAUUUGCCCCACGAUGAAAAGAUGCGAAUCAGAAGAAAAAUAUUAUAUAAAAUCGCAGUGGCCCCAGCAUAUUGUGCGAUUGCAAUGGCAUUGUCGGCUGCCUCAACAACAGCAGCCAUGGUCUGUCUUGCUCUGAUUCUGAUCCACCCUUGGACCCAAUCUCUACUCUGCGUCACAGCCACUCAAGCUUCAAAAUGUGCUGAGAUGAUGGAUAGAAAUGUCAGAAGACUUGAAAGGGAUAUUUUACUAACAGAACGAGUUAAAAAAGAACGGAUAGAAGCUUUCAGCGACGGAGUAUUUGCUAUUACAUCAACAUUACUAGUGCUUGAUAUCAGCGAAAAGUACCUUCCAAGCAAGAAAUUGAUGAAAACAUCGUUUGAAAAUAAUCCAGUUAACUAUUUCGCAGUACAUUGGGGCGUCUAUGUAUCCUACGUUCAAAUGUUCAUCAUCAUUGGUUUGUUGUGGUAUACCCAACUUAUGCUAUUCAAAAACUUUGAGAGAUUUUCACGUGUAAUGCUCUUCGCAAAUAAUUUGAUACUAGCUUGCAUUGGGAUGAUACCUCUGAGUUUUACAUUCAUACUGCAUUUUAAGAUUCAACCAGCGAUCAGAGUAGGAUUGCAAUUUGCUUGUAUAACGAUAUUUCUUGUCGGAUUAUUCAGCAUUGUGCUUUACGUAUUUGGAUUCAUUUUUGAUAGGUGUAAGCGCAAAAAAUCUGUCAAUUUGUAUGUUAAUCAACCGAAUGCCGGUAGAACACGGCCUGAUGAAUUAGUGGAAAUAGAUGAAGCGGCGCUACUGCUCGGCUCUGAACAUCACGAAACAGAAGACGUGGCGGAAGGCAAACAACAUCGAACAAAAGGAAAAAAUGAAGAGGUUUGGAUGAGUAAAACGAUACAGCCAGGGGGAAAGGAUUUCUGGAUGAUGAUAUAUCAGAUGCUUGGUAUUUGUAUAGGAAGCUCGAUUGUUUUUGGAUUCACGUUCAUGACAGAUGUAUUCGUUUCCAUGUACGUCGGGACAGGAGUUCUCGGAUUGUAUACGUUGAUCUUGGUUCUGUGGAAAAGUAUAGCUGCAAAUGUUGCUGACAUUAGAAGCUAUUAUGAAAAAUUACAUUCGAGCAAUGUAACUGGGAACACGGAAAAUAAGUGAACAAGUUGAAAUGAAUUAAAGUAAUAAACAUCUCUAAUCACGAAACCUAAACUUUCCUGCAUGAAAUCAAGAGUUGCUCAGAAGUUUCAAACAGAAAAGUCAUAACAGGUUCUAAAAAAAGGACAAUGUUUUAUUAUUAAUAUGUGGAAGGUCUUUAUUAUCUGAUUUAUACUUCUGUAUAUAUUAGUUUUUUUAGGAUGUUAUAAAAAAUGUUUUUCGUAUUUUUAUUAAUUAAGAAAUAUGUUGCUGAAUUUCUUAUAAAAUAAAUAAUUUUUAUUCAAUUGCUUCAACAUGGAAUCUGAAUAACGUUCCCAGUAUCUCGAAACAGAUGGAUCUAAUAUAACAACUGACAUUUAGAAUCCAUUAAUUUCAGGGCUUUCCGAUUAAUGUGCCGGAAGUUUGAUUACGAGAACCCCUAGUAGUUUCUGGAAUGUCCUUUUGCCAAACUGUUUCCAGGACAGUGUUAACUUGAAGUGCUCCGAGUAAGGCAAAGAGGUGAAUCGAACAGAAUUGCUGUAUUUUAUUCCAUGUAUAGUGAAAGUAGUGUCUGCAUAAGGAAAAUAUGGAAUUUUUUUUUAUAUUCAGCUUGGUAUUCCUGAUUCGAAUUUUUGUACUUUUGCAAUAUUUCGCUGUUGACCAUUUCUGAUGGUAACAAUUCGCUGGUAACAAGUCGAGUACUCAUAAUUCACCUUAAAACCAAGCCCCCGUAUAUGGUAUAAAUCAGAGUUACAAGUUCUAAUCACUCACUAGACUAGAUCAGCUUUAUUCUAAAAAAAAUUCAAGCACGACAGCGUAACGUGUUACAGAAUAAGAGUACAAAAAUAUGGAUUAAUAUUUCACCUAUGCUCUUGCUUUUUGAAAACAAAGUGGCCUUAUAGAUUGUUUUGCUAAAUUCAUGUUGUUGUUAAUCUUGAUGGUAUUGUUUUGGGAAUAAUUAGUUUUGUUGAGAAAAAUAUUCGCUUUUCGUCGCCACUACCGGACCAAACGAUCUUAAAUUUUCAGUACUUGAAGCUGCUAGGAAGCUAUUGCUUGUUUUUUCAAAUUAUCACUUCAUGUUAUAAAAUCAGAUACUUCACCUAACA
This is a messenger RNA of Styela clava, 2767 nucleotides long. Its product is annotated as endosomal/lysosomal proton channel TMEM175-like. The record is from RefSeq and is a predicted model, not a curated record. Gene Ontology annotation, molecular function: proton channel activity; potassium channel activity. Lineage: Eukaryota; Metazoa; Chordata; Ascidiacea; Stolidobranchia; Styelidae.